UGAGGGCGCUGUCAUUGUUGUUCUAGCUCGCGCCGUGCUCUGAUUUGACUUGCUAAAGUUUGAGCUUUGCGAACAAAAUGUAGUUUUUGUAGGUUUAUUCAAACCUGAGAUUCUACGUUCUGAAACAACUUAGGAGAUUGUGUUCUUUGAAGACUGAUGUGGCCAGACAGAAUGAUGUAUGGUAAUUUGUGCCCGCUGUAAAUUGAAGCAGUGAGUGUGGAGAAUCUUGUCUUGUCUGGUACUGCCAGACAAAUCGCCUCAUGAUCAGGUGGCUAUUAACGUACAGUUGUCCAAUCGAACUGAAAGGCUAACAGAAAAACCUGAACUGAAGAAAUGUCGAACUGAAGAAAGGAAUGUGGCAUUAAAAGAGUAAAUGUUCCACUAGUAUAGAGCAUGGUGUGGCUGAAACGUAGAAGAGUCCUAGUUUUGGCUUCCAUCUUCAUACUGACAUGGCUGGUGAUUAUCAUAUACACCCCGUCACCUUCAGGAAGUCAGAAAAAUGCAAACCACGGUGCCAAGCGGGGAGCCAGUCAACAAAAACCUCCCCAGAGCGGGAGCAGACGCUCAGGCAAAUUGCCCAGGAUUAGAAUCGUGGAUGUCGACGAAAAUCCAUCCAUAGACAAGGAGGAACAAAAGAUUGAGACGCAACUCCGAGAUGCAAGCCAAGAUUUCAGCGAUAACAAAAACUUAACGUUCAGCAAAAUUAAAAUUCUGGACGGGGAAAAUGGUGAUUCGAAAGCCCUGUUGAACAUUGAGCUAGACCUUAUACCUCAUGCGUUACCAGAGGGGGUGAGGACACAAGGUGCAAUAUGGAACUUGGCGGGGAGUUGGGUCAACUCUAAGCAAAUUACUCCCGCCGACAAUCCCGAUUUGGGGAUGGUUUUGAACGCUAUGGCAAACCGACCUAUUGUCAAGGCUGAUAUUGGUUACAAAGGUACACAGCUGAAGGCACGGCUGGAAUUAUCGGGAGGACAGUGGGUCGUCUUCAAACCUGGAAGGUACACAAGAGAUCAUGUCAUUGAUGGCACGCCAUACGCAGGGUAUGACAGACAUACGGGGGAGAUUGCUGCAUUCCAUCUAGACAGGGUUUUAGGAUUUCACAGAGCUCCCAUCGUAGUAGGGAGACGAAUCAAUCUUCGAACCGAAAUCAAGCCAGUGGCAUCACAAAGUCUACUAAAUACAUUCCUUAAUCGGGGAAACCAGACUUGUUUCUAUGGUAAAUGCUACUACUGCAAACCAGAGGAACCAGCCUGUGCUGAUGAGCAUGACAUGAUGGAGGGGUCGUUGACCUUGUGGUUGCCUAGAGACAAGAAGCUGAAGAAGUGGCACCAUCUGUGGUCCAGAACCUACAGGGACAACAAAAAAGCACAGUGGGAACAUGACAACAAUUACUGCCAAGGUGUCCUAGAAAAGUACCCACUAGAGAAACAUCGGCACAUUAUGGAUAUCCUAGACACGGCGGCAUUUGACUAUCUGAUCGGCAACGCAGACAGGCAUCAGUACGAAACAUUUGAAGCUGAUGGCGAUCAAGCGAUGCUGCUUCUUAUGGACAGUGCUAAGAGUUUUGGUAAUCCCCAUCAUGAUGAAAGAAGUAUCCUGGCUCCUUUGUAUCAAUGCUGCAAGAAAAACUGACUGGCUUCAUUGCAUGCAGUCUAUUCCGUCCUCCAUGAUUGCAGUCCGUAAUACUCAGUAUACUACAGGCAGUGGGCGUAGCUCAUUUGCAUAGAUUGUAAUAUUCAUACAUCUCACACGCUGCACAAAUCUCUAUGUGAGGCAUAGUCAAUUCGAAAAUUUCUUCCAACUGGAAGAGUUUUGUCGAGCGAAGUGGCAUUUUUUAAGUGUUACAAGUGCAGCCCUAAUAUUUGAAGCAGAAACACAUGAGUUUUGCAUGAUUUAGAUUAUUCACAAUCAUCUAAUUUCAAAAAGAAAACCGUGACCAACACGUGGAACCUUUCGUUAUAAGUCAAUGUUACUUUGACGAAACAAUAUUUGUCAUCUGUAUGGUUUAUGGGAAGAAUAUUCCCAAAGUACUUUUUUGGAAGUUUGUGAGGUCUUACUCACUUUGGGUUUCCUCAACACAGACUUAAAUGAAAUCAGAAAAAGAGACUUGUAUUUUAAACAUCAAUAAAAUGUCAACCAUCAUCAUCACACAAAGUCGAUGUAAUAAAGCUCAGUUUGAAGACUUACUAAGAUAAAUACAAACUGGUGUUGAGAUUAUGACAUGUUGAGGUAGAUGAUCUUGUGUAACUUUUGAAGUCGUCAGUCACCUGAGCCUAAUGAGCCGAUUUAACGACAGUGUCAUCGCCUAGACACCAGUAAUUUGAUUUGAUUUGGUAGGAUUGUUUUUGUCGGUAUUAAGUUGUCAUCCUGAUUUCAGGAAGUCAACUUUCCAGAUAAUCUAUAUCUGGGCAAGUUAUUAUGUUGACCUGGGGUACUCGACUUUUUGAGGUAAAUUUAGCUCGGAGGAAUCACGUCAUUUGCAUAUAUUUUAAUAUUCAUUUAUGCAAGCCGUUUUACAAUUGCCCAUGUGAGGCAUGGUCAACUAAGUUCUGAAAACUGGACAAUAAUGUCAAGCUGGACUCGAACUCACAGCCUGCAGCUUUACCCACAGACGACAAUCCAGUGCCCUUGACCACGAGGCCACAGCACUCCACUUACUUUCGAUUUGUUGUUUCCAACUUGUGAAUCCAGUCUAAGACUGAAGUUCGUAAUGUUUCGGUCAAGACAUUCCGUUUCUUCAAUUGUCACAUUCACACAAGUCUGUGAUGUGGACACCCAACUUUAGCAACACUCACACAAGCGCACAAAAAUCGACGAUAAGAUCAUCUUUUGAUGUUGUCAAAGUGUGAACAUGUUGCAAACAAUUAUAUAACAUGUCCGAAUCGUGAAUUAGUAGUCUCUUGAAUAACUGACGACGAUAGGUC
Molecule: messenger RNA, 2924 nt
Organism: Patiria miniata (bat star)
Lineage: Eukaryota; Metazoa; Echinodermata; Asteroidea; Valvatida; Asterinidae
Gene: fam20b
Product: glycosaminoglycan xylosylkinase-like
Exons: 8
Coding region: 394-1632 (412 amino acids)
Biological process (GO): protein phosphorylation
Cellular component (GO): Golgi apparatus
Molecular function (GO): phosphotransferase activity, alcohol group as acceptor
Source: RefSeq, a predicted model, not a curated record